AUGAAUGAAUACGACGACGAUGAUAAAGAUAGAUUUGUAGUUGAAGAUGUUGUUAAAGGUAGUAGCAGUAGUAGUAAUAGUAGAAGUAAUAGUAGAAGUAAUAGUGGUAGUAAUGCAAAUGGAAGAAUCAUAAGAAAGAAAGGUGGUGCAUUAGGUGAUUGGGAAGGUUUCGUUGUGAAAUGUGCAUAUACCAUCGUACAUCUUAUAAUAUACUUGGUGUUGGCAGUUAGAAGUGGAACUGAUCUCAAUGUUGCAUUCAAAGAGCGAGACUACUUCUAUCUGAUUUGGACACAUUCCAUUUUCAUUUCUACAUUCAUAGUCUUUUUCAUUGCUGCUUCGAAAUCUCCUGGCUAUUCAGACGAUCUUCCAGCAUCACCACCAAACAACAAUAGUAAUAAUAGACACAUCAACAACAACAACAACAACAAUUCAAACUAUAUUAAUAACAACAACAGUAAUAAUAAUAGUAGUAGUAAUAAAUCUAAACUUAAAAGAUCAGAUGAUGAAUUUGCAGAUGAUAAUGAUGAUCAUCAUCGUCAAUCACUAGAAUUUGAUAUCAAUAGUAAUAAUAAAGAUGAUGAACAGAUAGAAGAAGAUUAUAAUGUAAAUAAAGAUAAUGAAAUGGAUCAACUUUUAGAUAGUUUGGAGAGUAACAAUAAUAAAGAUAAAGAAAGUGGUGAAGAUCAACCUUAUUGUAAUAUAUGUAAACGUAAUGUUUUAAUUAGAUCAAAGCAUUGUAAGAGAUGUAAUCGUUGUAUUUUAAAAUAUGAUCAUCAUUGUUUCUUCAUUGGUUGUUGUGUCGGUCAAUACAAUCAUAAAUCAUUUUGUAUCUUUUUAGUGGUUCAACUUGUUUUAUUGAUUCUAGGUUUUCAAAUAGCAUUAACAGGUAUACAUAGUGCACCAACAUGGAAAGAUUGGGUUUUAGCAAAUCUACAAACUAUGAAUCUAUGUACUCUACAUAAUAAAGAACUUGAUGUAUUAUGUUCAGAUUGUAAUGAGAUCAUAUGUUAUCGAUGUCUCAUUUCAAAGCAUAAUCAACAUCGAGCACUUCACACAGAAGACAUCAAUCAAUCAAUUUUAGAUAUUGAUUAUUCUGUUGUUGUUUCAGAAUUAGAUAAAGAUAUUAAUAAUAAAACAAAUGAUGAAAAAGAAGCAGAAAAUAAAAACAAAGAUAAUGAUACUGUUGUUAGUACAGAUAGUGAUAAUAAUAAAGAUAAAGUAAAUAUAAUUCAAAAGAGAAUAGAAUGGUUAUGGAAUAAAGUUAAAGGAACAACCAAGUACAUUCAAAAGAUGACUGAUAUCGAGAAUCAUAUCACCGAUCAUUUCAAACAAUGUUAUGAAAUGUUAAUGAAAGAAGAAAGAGCAAUGAAGAAACCGAUUAUUGAUGAACUCGAUGAAUAUAAAGAAAAGCUUCAUCGACUCAUCAAAGAAAUACAAUCAUUAUACAACAUCAUCCAAUCAAUCACACCAACUCUUAUCCCGAAUAAUGAUGAUCAUGAAUUACGUGAAAAUCAUAAAAACAAUAAUAAUAAAAAUAACAAUGAUAGUAAUAAUGGCAAUAAUGAUUAUGAUAUUCUCGAAGAUAAAUCAAUCAAUUAUGAACUUCCAUCAAUCAUUGAAUCGAUUAAACAAUCAAAAUCAUUGGAUCAAUUCAUUCACAACAACAGUAAUACAAUCUUUAGUCUUCACCAACAAAAGAAUAAUGAAAUCACAGAGUAUAUCAAUAAAAACAAGAUUAUCAACAUGAAUAAGAGACACAAGAACAAUGAUAACACCAAGUCAAUUGAUAGUAACAACAAAGAUAAUAUUAUUUUGGAAAUCCUUCGUAAACACUUUGACAAUCAUAAGAUAAAAGACUAUCACCUUACCAAUAUUGGAGGUUCUAUUACAUCUUCAGAUUAUAGAAAAAAGCAAUGUUUUUUCGAUGGUAUCAAACUAUUCAUUCAAAAAUCGAUCAAUGUUGAUUUUGAAGAAUAUGAAGCAGUCAAUUUAAAGUAUUUUAUUACAAUGGAUGAUGACUCUGUUUUUUCAAUAUACAAAUGCAAUUUCGAGAAUGGAAGUCAAAUGGAAUUGUUAGAGAAAGAAUCGAAUCAGUUGAGAGAAAUGUUAGGAGGUAUUGACGAUAGUGGUUCUUUCAUUAUUGGAUCAUCAAAUUCGACCAUCUAUAUAUUCUCAAUGAUUUCAAACCAUUUCAUUGUCUACUCAAUCAUUGACAACACUCUCAGAGAAGCAACAUAUCAUUUAGGUUUCGAUUUAUCUUUCGAUGGUCAACCGGUCACUCAAUAUGUCGAUCCAUUCUACUUGUAUUUCUAUGGUCGAUCACACGACUAUACAUUAAGUAUGAUUCGCUUUAAUACAAUAUUGGAGGAAUUCGAAGUGUUGAGAGCCGAUGAAGAUGCUAGAUAUAUCAUUCCAAUUGCGUUGUUUAGCGAUAGUGAUUUCUUAGAGUCCAAAAGUUACUCUAUGUACUAUGAUAAAACAUCUCACGAGAUAUGCUUAGUCAAAUACCAGAUGUUUUCAACUCAAGCUAUAUCUAGACAUGUCAUUGCCAGUGAAGUGUUCCCGAGAUAUGUCACCUAUUACUUUAAUGGGGAUAAUAAAGUAUAUCUUUAUUAUGGUGAUGAAAACUCUGAAUAUUUCUUAAAAAUAGGAUUUGGUAGAGUUAUCCUCAUCGAGAAUCUCGCUACAAUUGAAGGGCUUGCAAUGACAGAUGUACCAAACGAACUAUUGAUUUUGCCAACAAUGAUCGAAGUUGAUGAGACUAUCUAUCUUUUCACUACAGAUAAAAGUUUUAAAUAUUCUUUAUUUUCAAAAGAUUGGGAAGAGUCUCCUCUUACAACAACAAAUAUUAAAUAUAUACAUAAUAUUGACAAAAGCUAUUAUUAA
Heterostelium album PN500 is the source of this 2886-nucleotide messenger RNA. RefSeq lists its product as uncharacterized. Gene Ontology annotation, biological process: peptidyl-L-cysteine S-palmitoylation; protein targeting to membrane. The transcript has 4 exons. Gene Ontology annotation, cellular component: endoplasmic reticulum; Golgi apparatus. Lineage: Eukaryota; Evosea; Eumycetozoa; Acytosteliales; Acytosteliaceae. The record is from RefSeq and is a predicted model, not a curated record. Bases 1 to 2886 code for a protein of 961 amino acids. Gene Ontology annotation, molecular function: protein-cysteine S-palmitoyltransferase activity; zinc ion binding.